Molecule: messenger RNA, 2025 nt
Organism: Clonostachys byssicola
Lineage: Eukaryota; Fungi; Ascomycota; Sordariomycetes; Hypocreales; Bionectriaceae
Source: the annotation of a GenBank genome assembly
AUGGAUUUAAUCAAGACACUCGAUUACCGACUGGUCAGUGACCUCAAGCAGAGCUUGUUGGAUGCCCACUAUGGAGAGUAUGCUCUGCUUCUAGCAGUUAUUCUCAGCUCCUCUUAUGUCUACAAUAGAGGAAUGAACGGGGCAAGGUCCUCUGCCACCGCUGCGACCAGGAACAUUGACGAAAAGAGUCGCGAAAGUGAUGCCAAGAUCAUCAUCCUCUGGGGGUCUCAGUCCGGGACCGCAGAGAGCCUCGCUCAUCGUCUCGCUCGGGAUGCACAGCAGAGGCUAAAGACUGUCACUGUCGUCUGCGACUUGGCCGACUAUGACCCUGCUACAAUCGCAGACGUUGCAGAAUCUGUCAUUGUUGUGUUUAUUGUGUCUACCUACGGAGAAGGUGAUCCAAGUCACAAUGCGAUAGAUUUUGUGUCUCAUGUCACAACGCUUCGCAGUUCACCACUCUCACACUUGCGUUAUGCUGCCUUUGGUUGCGGAAACAGCAACUACCGGUACUUUAACAAAGCCAUCGAUGAUAUAGCAUCAUCCAUGGAUCGAUGUGGUGCCAAAUGUCUCGUUCCCACGGGAAAGGGCGACGAAGCCAGUCGAUCGACCCAGGAGGACUUUCUAGAAUGGAAGGAGGGCUUCUUUUCUUACCUAGUGUCGGAGUACGGCAUGGCAGAUCACAAAGCCGAAUAUCAGCCUACCGUGAACAUUAUAAAGGAAGAACUCGCAUCCGCCAACUCCGGACUUCUGGAUAACAAAUCACUGCCCAGAAAGCAGCAUACGAUAGAAAUUCCCAUUGUCUCCAGGGACAUCGUCGCCACCUAUGACGGACAGGAUCGCUCAUGCAUAGAUCUCAAGCUAGACCUUUCCAGCCACAGCCAGAUCAAAUACCGAACCGGAGACCACAUUGCCAUUUGGCCUUCAAAUCCCUUUGACGAAGUUGAUCGCUUGAUUGGUGUUCUUGGGCUGGAAUCCCAGAAGAUGGAGGGUCUGCGUAUCACAGUCAAAGAUGACAUGGAUGAACUAAAGGUUCCGUCGUUGACAACUAUCCAAGCGCUUGUGUCUCAGCACCUCGACAUCUGUGCGCCAGUUCCCAGAGAGACAAUUCUUACCUUGGCUCGACUGACAUCCAGUGCCAUUGUGAGAACUGAGCUUGAAAAUAUUGGUCGGGAUAGGGAAAUCUACGCAGCGUUCCUCGACCAUCAUCACCUCAACUUAGGGAGACUGCUUGAGCUUAUGAAUAGCCAUGACUCGAGCAACUCUUGGACACAACUCCCACUUGCAUUCAUCAUUGACUUCAUCCCGCCCAUGCAGCCUCGUCUUUAUUCCAUCGCAACCUCUAGCACCGUGGACCCUCGUCGAGUCGGCGUUGUUGUGUCUGUCAAGCCCACUCCAGUUCUCAAGAACCCAGCGGCCCUUAUUUGCGGCGUCACAAGCACAUACCUCUCUAUAAUGGAUCUUCCCACCAUUUCUAACGAUGCCUCUUUGGUUCGUGCCGAAAUCCGCAGGUCCUCUUUCAAGCUUCCCAUCAAUCUAAGCAACCCAGUCAUAAUGGUGGCUGCCGGUACAGGUAUCGCACCAUUUCGUGCUUUUGUACAAGAGCGAGCCCGUUUAGCCUCUAUUGGCCACAAGGUCGGGCCCAUGAUUCUCUUCUCGGGCAGUCAGAAUCGUUCUGAUUCUCUAUAUCAUGACGAGUUCUCCACUCUGGCAACUACGGACGGGGACAGAGCUCUACCAUUGAAGUUUAUUACCGCGUUCUCCCGCCCGAGAGCAGGUGAUAGAAAUAUUCAAAAGAAGACCUACGUGCAGGACCAGGUGCUUGUACAUUCCAACGAGGUUGUUCAGCACCUGGUGGAUACUGAUGGGGCGAUUUACAUCUGCGGAGCCACAACAAUGGCCAAAGCAGUCGGAGAUGUAAUAUUAGAUGUCGUCAUGCAACGCAACUCCUGGUCUAAAGAAGCUGCAGAUAAGUGGAGGCAGAAUAAGAGAAAGACAGCAAGCUGGCACGAGGAUGUUUGGAGCUGA